Molecule: messenger RNA, 6033 nt
Organism: Salvia splendens (bonfire salvia)
Lineage: Eukaryota; Viridiplantae; Streptophyta; Magnoliopsida; Lamiales; Lamiaceae
Exons: 5
Coding region: 638-5386 (1582 amino acids)
Cellular component (GO): nucleus
Molecular function (GO): chromatin binding
Source: RefSeq, a predicted model, not a curated record
CUUGACUCGACUGAACUCACAACUCAAUUUAGACCGCUACGUUUAUGCCGAGUCGUCACGACAUCGUUUUCCUUUUCUUCUUCAUCUCUCUCCCUCUCUCUCUCUGUACGUACAGCUUCCUAUCUCUAUAUCUCGCCGCUUUUUCUUUCUCAAACCUCUCGUUGUAUCUCUGAUUCGAGAAAACUCACCAGGUCUAUCUCUUUCUUCUUUAUCCACUCGCACGUGUGGAUGUAUGUGUAUUUUCGUCUUUGUACGCGAUUUUGAAGGCUUCAAAUUUGUUAUUGCUUUGCAUUCUUCUUUGGUGAUUGUUUCAUUGAUGUGGUUUAAUUAUUCGAUCUGAAAGUUUCCAACUUGUAAUUUGAUAGGUUUUGGGAUCCGGGAAUAGAAGCUCAUAGAAAUGAAAUAAAGCGCAAUAAAUAGUGGCUUUUGUAGAAUUGGACCGAUCUAGGGUUUUUUCAGUGGCUUGUUCGGGGAAUUAGGAAGUAUUAUCAGGGUUUUAAAUAAGGUAACCUAGAGUUUCUGGGGAUUGUGAAUGAGGCAUAGGUACUGGCGCUUUUGAUUGAGGUGUACAUUUGAGGGCGAAUCGGAAGAAUUUGACGCUUGAAUUUGGGGAAAAUGCAAAAUACCUUGCUUUAUUAUGCAUGGGAGGGUCAAGCGGGACAGCGAGAGCUGUAAGAGUUUAAGGAGGAGUAACAGUCAGCACAUGCGGCCAGUCCUUCCAUCGGCGACAAAGGUAACUGCCGCAGGUCAUAAUCAUUCUCCUAUUGCUUCUUCCAUCACGACCUCCACCACUGGCGAUUCGUUCUUCAAGGACAGUCGCAAAAUUACUGUUGGUGAUUGUGCUCUAUUCAAACCUCCUAAAAGUUCCCCUCCAUCCAUUGGAUUAAUUCGUUGGUUGGCAUUUGACAAAGAAAAGAAAUUGAAGCUAGGUGUGAAUUGGCUUUAUCGAUCGUCUGAACUGAAGCUGGGAAAAGGCCAUCCGUUGGACGCUGCACCAAAUGAAAUUUUCUAUUCCUUUCACAAGGACGAAACUUCUGCUGCAUAUUUACUACAUCCAUGCAAAGUUGCAUUUCUUCCUAAAGGCGUAGAACUUCCUGUGGGGACAGCUGCUUUUGUUUGUCGACGAGCCUAUGACAUUUCAAACAAGCGUUUGUGGUGGCUAACUGAUCAAGAUUGCUUUAAUGAGCAGAAAGAAGAGGUAGAUCAGCUUUUAUUCAAAACUAAGACAGAGAUGCAUGUGACUCUGCAGCCUGGUGGUCGUUCCCCAAAGCAAGUUAAUGGUCCAACUUCAACUUCACAACUUAAAUCUGCUUCUGAUGAUGGUCAAAAUAAUGGGAAUUCUUUUCAUUCUCAAGCCAGGGGAAAGAAGAGGGAAAGAGGUGAUCAUGGUGCAGAUCCUGUCAAAAGUGAACGUUCUUCAUCGAGGAUUGAUGAUGGUGAUCUAGUUCAGCGGAAAAAUGAGAGUAGUUUGAAAAAUGAGAUUGCUCGAAUAACAGAAAAAGGUGGAGUUUUUGAUUUUGAGGGGGUUGAUAAGCUCAUCCAGUUGAUGCAACUGGAUGGAAUGGAUAGAAAAAUAGAUUUGGUAAAUGGAAUGGUGAGAAAAAUAGAUUUGGCAAGCCGUUCCAUGCUUACCAGUGUAAUGGCUUCCACUGAGAAGGAUGACUGCCUCAAUCGCUUUGUGCAACUCAAGGGUUUACCUAUUUUGGAUGAAUGGCUACAGGAUAUUCAGAAAGGGAAAGUCAUGGAUUGUAGUAAUCUAAAGGAUUGUGAUAAAUAUGUGGAAGAAUUUCUGUUGGUUUUACUUAGUGCGCUAGAUAAACUUCCAGUUAAUCUUCAUGCCCUGCAAAUGAGCAACAUUGGCAGGUCCGUGAAUCAUUUACGAACACAUAAAAAUGUAGAAAUUCAGAGAAAAGCACGAAGUUUAGUUGACACAUGGAAGAAACGUGUUGAGGCUGAAAUGAACAUGAUUGAUGCAAAGUCUGGCUCAACCCAAGCUACAGAUGCAUGGCCAUCCAAAUCACGUCUCCCUGAGGCCUCUCAUGGUGGAAGAAAAACCCCUUGUGGUUCUGAUAUUGCCAUGAAAAGCUCAAUUUCUCAAAAUUCUGCUGCCAAAACUACUUCAGUUAGAUCUUCACACGGGGAAAGUAUCAUAAAGUUUGCAUCCUCUUCGCCUGGGGCUGUGAAACCUGCUACGCCAUUUUCUUCUGGAAAGGAUAACCAACCCAAUGCUUCUGUUGGAGGCAGUGCGGAUGCUCCUCAAAUUAGGGAGGAUAGGAGCAGUAGUUCUAACCAGUCUCAUAGUUAUGGUCAGUCUGUCUCGGUGAAGGAUGAUACGAAAAGUUCCACUUCAGCUUUGGCUACUGUUAAUAAGACUUCAAGUAGUAGUGCUCGUAAUCGAAAACUUAGUGGUUCUCCAAGGGUGUCAGCAUCUGUAAGUCAAAAAGAGAACAACUCCAGCAAAGUUUCUUCAGCACACAACAAUGCUGCUUUGGAGAAAUUGUCUGAGUCCUCAUUAACAAAUGAGAGGGUUGUUGAGGGGCCCAUCUACGAAGGGAGCAGUCUUAAACUAAUUGUUAAGAUACCAAACCGAGUAAGAAGUCCUGCCCAUGGCAUGAAUGGAGGAUCCCUCGAAGAUCCUACCUUAAUGAGCAGCCGAGCUUCUUCUCCUGUUCUUAUGAACGAAAGCGAGCAGUGUGAUCAUGCUUCAAAGGAGAAGAGUGAUGCUCGUCGUUGCAUUGUUGCUGCAGGAACGAAUGCAUUGCAAAAUAAAGAUCCACAAGUUGAAUUUGAUGGAAAGGAGAGUAGUGAGUCACCUGCUGUUCAUUCUGGUGAGGAACAAGGCAUGGACUCUGAAGACUCCAAGAGAAUAGUAGAGGGACUUCCAACAGACCAAUUAAAUUCAGAAAAAGUACACAAAUCUUCUUUUAGCCCUAUGAAUGCAUUAGUUGAGAGCUGUGCAAAAUUUUCAGAAGCAACCUCAUCCUUAUCACUUGAAGAUGAUGUUGGAAUGAACUUACUUGCUAGUGUGGCAGCUGGAGAAAUGUCUAAAUCUGAUGUAAUUUCUCCUGCUGAUUCUAUGGAAAGAAGUGUACAUGUGGAUGAGGAAGUUUGUGUUGGUGAUGAGGCAAAAUCCGAGUCUACCCCUGAGGAAUGCUCUUUGGUGGUGCAAACACAGUUCAGUGAAUCUGACUGUGAUGGAAAGAGACAGGCUAUUGCACCAGUUGAGAUUUCCGGUGAUCGAAAGAGUGUUGCUUCUCAUUCUUCCGAAGGUAUUGAUGCUGGAGACCGAGUAAAAGAAAUUAGUUCAACUAACAUAGAUUUGAGAAGCAGUAUUGACCAUGACUUGGAGUCUACUCGAAAGCCAAAUGAAAAGACAGGAAACGGUGAUGAUACAAGUGAAGGAGUCCACAAGGAGAAGGCUGCUGUGGAUAAUGGUUCUACUAGAGUUGGUAAGUGUAAGCCAUUGGUUCAUGUUGCAGGAUCAAAGCCAAAGCCAAUUGAUCAAGGUGAAUCCGGUAAGGUUGUAAAUGAAGGAGUGAACAAGACAGAUGCAGAACAGAAGCUGACUGCUGCAACUGUUAAGUCCGGAAUUGCGGAAACAGCUAACUGUGAAAAUCUACUCCAAGCUGAAAGUGACCGGAUAUUACUGCCAGAAGCUGAUGAUGCAGAGAAAGUCGGAGAACUCAAUUAUGGGACUGCAAAUAGUUCUGCAAGCAAGUCUGGAAGACUGAACAUUGACAAGGAAGUGGAAAAGGAUGCAGCUGAUGAAAGUCAUACCGUGUCUGAUUUGUGUUCCACAUCUCAUGAUCUCAACUGUCAUCAUGUAGAGGAUAAUGUAGAAAACCAGGUGAUUCCAAAUCAUCUAUCAGUGCCUGAGAGCAGAUGUUCUGAUGCAGCAGAGAAUGAAGCUCAGGGGGGAACUGCCUUGAGAAGAUCCAAGUCUGGGAGGAUUCAGCCAGAAGAGGCUAACAAAUAUGCUCCCAGUGGUUCUGGCACCGCUUCUCCCGCCGCAGGAGAAACAGAUCCAGGUACAAAAUUGAAGUUUGACCUGAACGAAGGUUUUUGUGCUGAUGAUGGGAAAUAUGGGGAGUCCGUUACACCACCAUCUUCAGGGCCAGCAACUGUUCAACUCAUUAACCCAUUACCAUUUUCUGUGAAGUCUAUCCCAAGUGGCCAUUCUACCUCCAUUACUGUAGCUGCAGCUGCCAAAGGCCCAUUUGUUCCUCCACAGGACUUAUUGAAAAAUAGAGUGGAACUUGGAUGGAAGGGUUCUGCUGCCACCAGUGCAUUUCGACCUGCUGAGCCUAGAAAAGUUCACGAAACCUCAUCAAGUCCGACAACUUUGUCUUGCCCUGAUGUUUCUACCACUAAACAUGAGCACAUCCCUUUGGAUAUUGAUCUAAAUGUUCCAGAUGAAAGAGUUCUGGAGGAAAUGACUUCUCAUGGCUGUAGUGGCCUAGAUCUUGAUUUGAACACAGUUGAUGCCAAUGAUGCUGUGCACAGCUCAGCCAGCAGCAAUCCUAAAGGCAAGGUAUCUGCACUGAAUGCUAAACAUUUAGAUAGUUUGCAUGUUUGGAGGGAUUUUGAUCUCAACAAUGGACCUUUAGCUGAUGAUGGUAGCGCUGAGGAGUUUCCAUUUAUUAAUCAGCUAGUUAAUGGUGGUACGUCUCAGUUGCCUUCUGCUGGUCUUAGAACAAACAGUUCAGUCAUGGGCAGUUUCUCAUCUUGGUUUCCUCCUGGAAAUGCGUACUCAACAAUGGCAAUCCCAUCAAUGUUACCCGAGCGAGGGGAGCAACCCUUUUCUGUUUAUCCACCUGGUGCGGCCCAGAGAACAUUUGAGCCUACUGGUGUUGCUCCAUAUAACCGUGAGGUGUUCCGUGGAUCAGUAUUAUCAUCAUUGCCUGCAGUACCAUACCCAUCCAGUCCUUUCCUGUUACCUGUAUUUCCUUACGGAACCUCCAUUCCUCUCCCAUCAGCCACAUUUUCUGUUGGGGCAGCCUCAUAUGCAGAUUCUUCUACUGUAAGGCCUUUUGCAUCUCCAGUGAAUUCACAGUAUCUAGGACCUGUUGGUUCAGUGACAUCACCUUUUCAGAGGCCAUUUAUGGUUACCUUUCCUGGCAUUAGUAAUAACAGCAUGCUAGAGAGCAACAGGCAGUGGAGUAGACAGGGUUUGGACCUUAAUUCAGGCCUUGGAGCUCUGGAAAGUGAAGUCAGGGAGGAGAUGUUGCCUCUUUCGUCUGUCCAGCAUGCUGUUUCCACUUCGCAAGGUCUAGCGGAGGAUCAGGCUAGGAUUUUUUCCAUUUCAGGCAAUAUUUUGAAAAGGAAGGAGCCCGAUGGAGACUGGGAUGAUGAAUCAUUCAGACGCAAGCAGUCUUCAUGGCAGUAGAGUAUAAACAUCUGGAACAUAACAAUUUGUAGAAUCCUGAGGCUGUCAAUGUUGUGAGGUGAAGUGCUGGUUCUCAUCAGUGUUGCUGUUACUGUAGUUUCGGAAGCCAAUUUACCAUCAUCUUCAUGAUUUCUCUUCUGAGGACUGAUGGCUUGCUAGUAGGUGUUUAAUGUCCAAAUCCUGCCCCCACCUACUCUUUCUAGGCAGCAUAUACUCAUGCCUUCUGUAGAUAUUCUUACUGCAAAAAAAAAACAUAAACUUCUGGCGCCUAGGUACUGAAGGUCGUAAUUAAAAGUAGUUUUGGUACGACGUCCUAACCUUUCCGAGGAGGCUGGUCUUAGUACUGAUGGAACUGAAGCCCUUUGGAAUUUGAACUUGCCUUAAUUUUUUGCUCUUUAACAUCUUCAUAUCCUUAUUUUCCCCGUUCAUGUGUAUGUGUGGGGUUCAUCGUAAUUAUGAUACAAUUUUUUAUUAUCUUGCCUCGUUCUAGUAUUGCGGGUCUGUACACUGCCUUUUCAUUGUAGUGCAGCCAUACUCGAAUACCUGUCAUCUUUGUGCUGAUGAAGAAAUUUUGAUUGGAACCAUGUGAUGAUUUUAUAUCGGAUGAUGGGACUAUAGAUGAAUAUACUCUUCCAUAACUUAUUACA